Galeopterus variegatus (Sunda flying lemur) is the source of this 1104-nucleotide messenger RNA. RefSeq names its product HHIP-like protein 2. NCBI's taxonomy places the organism in Eukaryota, Metazoa, Chordata, Mammalia, Dermoptera, Cynocephalidae. The record is from RefSeq and is a predicted model, not a curated record. The annotation marks the transcript as partial. The transcript is spliced from 4 exons.
GAGUGCUCACCCUAUGCAGCCCACCUCUACGAUGCUGAGAACCCUCUGACGCCUCUCCGGAAGCUUCCUGGACUUUGCUCUGACUACUGCUCUGCGUUCCACUCUAACUGCCACUCUGCCAUCUCCCUGCUGACCAAAGGUCAUGGCCUCCAGGAGUCCCAUGAAAAGGAUGGUGCCCACUUCUGCCACCUCCUCAAUCUUCCUGACAAAGACUAUUGCUUCCCCAAUGUCCUGAGGAACGACCAUCUCAACCAUGACCUGGGUGUGGUGGCCAAGGACCAUCAGGGCUGCCUGCAACUCUGCCUGACUGAGGUGGCCAACGGGCUGAGGAACCCCGUUGCCAUGGUCCAUGCUGGGGAUGGCACCCAUCGCUUCUUUGUUGCUGAGCAGGUAGGAGUGGUGUGGGUCUACCUCCCAGAUGGGAGCCAUCUGGAGCAACCGUUCUUGGACCUCAGGAGCAUCGUUCUGACUACUCCAUGGAUUGGGGAUGAGAGAGGCUUCUUAGGGUUGGUUUUUCAUCCCAAAUUCCACCACAACCACAAGUUCUAUAUUUAUUAUUCAUGCCUUGGCAAAAAGAAGGUAGAAAAGAUCCGGAUUAGUGAGAUGAAGGUUUCUCGGGCUGAUCCCAACAAAGCGGACCCCAAAUCAGAGAGUCGACUUACGGCUUUGCAGGAAGAUAGAAAAACCAAGAAAUGGAAGAAACAGGAUGUUUGCCUAGGCAGCACCAAGCUCUGUGCCUUUCCAGGGCUAAUCAGUACUUACAGCAAAUUCAUCAUCUCCUUUGCUGAAGACAAAGCAGGGGAGCUGUAUUUCCUGGCCACCUCUUACCCAAGUGCCCACGUGCCACAUGGAUCUAUUUACAAGUUUGUUGAUCCCUCAAGGCGAGCACCUCCAGGCAAGUGCAAAUACAAGCCAGUGCCAGUGAAAACCAAGAGUAAGCGGAUUCAGUUCCGGCCACUCGCCAGUGAGUCUGUCUUUGAGUAUCAGGCUCAGGCCUGGCUGUGGAGGCACACGCUCGGUCCCCUGGUGGAGGGGCUUGGUUUCUCUCCUUUAUGGGUUGUCUUUUACUUGUGGCUCAUUCUACACCCCUCCUCUGCAUACCAA